Molecule: messenger RNA, 1982 nt
Organism: Suillus subalutaceus
Lineage: Eukaryota; Fungi; Basidiomycota; Agaricomycetes; Boletales; Suillaceae
Product: major facilitator superfamily domain-containing protein
Exons: 11
Coding region: 219-1634 (471 amino acids)
Biological process (GO): transmembrane transport
Cellular component (GO): brush border membrane
Molecular function (GO): transmembrane transporter activity
Source: RefSeq, a predicted model, not a curated record
AUGAACCGCGAUGCACAGCCUAUAUACCAAAAUUCAGCAUAACUUAUUCAUCGAGUUCCAAACAACUACCGCUCUCGCAACUGGUUUGCGAGUUACUUUUCCCAUUAGCUGAACUCCGGUCAUUUACAUCGCCAAACUUUUGACGUGUCCUAUCAUAUUCACUGUUCCAGCGCGGGUCGUGGAUAUUAUCCUCUAAGCUUGCGCCUCUGAAAGAGAAUAUGGGGAAAGUAGAACGUAUAGUCUUUCUGUCGCUCAUUCUCGAUCUCUUUGCAUUUACAAUCCCUCUACCCUUGUUCCCUCGCAUAAUCGAGUGGUAUACUGUGAGAGAAAUCUCCGACACCAAUGGCCUCCUUUCCAGAACGCUACGGUUUGUUUCAGCUGUACGAGGCGUCUUCUAUAAGCCACUACAAAACUCCCAGAGAUGGGAUGUGGUUUUCCUUGGUGGUCUGAUGGGUUCUGCUUUCUCCACUCUGCAGUUCUUGGUAUCGCCACAUAUAGGAUCCCUCUCCGACAAGUAUGGGCGCAGGAACGUCCUUUUGAUCAGUAUGCUAGGAAACAUAUUGUCUGCGCUCGUUUGGAUUCAGUCUACCACUUUUGCUUCUUACAUGCUUUCCCGCGUCAUAGGGGGUCUUAGUGAAGGCAAUGUGCAACUUGCUACUGCGAUCCUCUCGGAUGUUUCAACACCUAGGAACCGAUCUAAAGCCCUUGCACACGUUGGAAUCGCGUUUGCUAUCUGUUUUUGCAUUGGGCCUCCGAUCGGAGCUUAUUUUGCCUCGAGGCCAGUUCCCCUAUCUGGUGCUCUACAAAUGGAAUUGAACGUAUACGCGGUCCCGGCAUUGUUGACACUCGUACUACUUGUCGCAGAAACCUUGUUCCUGGCAGUUGCUCUUCCCGAAACCCGAAAUACCCGGCCUGACAAGCACGAUGACGAUGAUGCUCUAGAAGUUCAUGUCAACGAGAAGUCGAAGGCUGCUUCCGCGAUACGGAGUGUGAAAGAGAGGGCUGAACUUCUGCGGGUCUUGCGCAAACUCCAUCUCCUUUUCUUAGGAAUCUUCUCAGGCGUAGAAUUCACCCUCACUUUCCUUACCUUCGAUCUAUUUGAUUGGAAUAACACACAGAAUGGAGCAUUGAUCGGCUCCAUUGGCAUUAUCAGUGCUCUUUUACAGGGAGGAUACGUCCGUCGUGCCAUCUCCAAAGUAGGAGAAGGGAAAAUGGCACAACGAGGGGUCUCGAGCUGCGCCCUGGGCCUCGUGCUCCUAGCCGCCCUGCCUCGCUUCGUGUCCACCCAACCAAAAAUCGCUGUCGGACUGCUGCGAGCCGCAGCAGUCUGUCUGGCCUUCACUUCCGCGACAGUCGUAAGCUCGCUUACUGCACACGCCUCCCUCCAGUGCGACGAGGGCUUCGACAAAGAUACAGGCAAACCCGCGGCCGAACAUCCUGAAUUGGCCAAAGGCAAGGCACUAGGUGAAUUCCGGUCAUCAGGUCAGCUGGGUCGCGCAAUAGGGCCGUUGCUCGCAUGCGCUUCAUAUUGGACCUUCGGGCCGUCCAUUACUUAUGCUGUGAGCGCAAUAGCUAUGCUGACUUUGUCAGCAUCCAUGAAAACCGUCGCCGUUUUACCGGAAAAAUCAUCAUAAUGAGAUCGCCGCAUCAUCGGAGUGUCGUCUCGCACCUCGUUGCAAUCUAGAAAUGUUUUCCAAACCACAGACUAAUUAAACCUACUCAAUAUCAGUUUAUUUCAUAAGUGAAGUUGUCUGCAAAAUGUCGGAGUACAUCAAGUGUGAUUGUAUGCCGAGCCGCCGAAUUACAAAGAUCACAAGACCGAUGACGAGCAUGAGUGACUACUGGAACAAAGACAGACAGCAGGAGCUCUGCCAAGAGUCUCUCGGUUGCUCGUGUUUCACUCUCCACGACAGGAAUAGUACACAAACCUUACUUGGCAGUUCAUUUUGUCCUGCACGCUCAAAAAAUGAACUGGCGAAAUA